Molecule: messenger RNA, 2598 nt
Organism: Gigantopelta aegis
Lineage: Eukaryota; Metazoa; Mollusca; Gastropoda; Neomphalida; Peltospiridae
Product: exostosin-1b-like
Exons: 9
Coding region: 112-2292 (726 amino acids)
Cellular component (GO): membrane
Molecular function (GO): glycosyltransferase activity
Source: RefSeq, a predicted model, not a curated record
UGAAGUAUUCGUGAGUCGAAGCUAUGGUAGAGUUUCCGGGAUUUUCUCCGGGUUUAGUGGUGCAGCCAAAGAGCAGAAUGACACAUAGCUGUCGGUGAUUAUCAAUGUUCGAUGCAGGCCAUAAAGCGGUACAUUCUGGUGUCCAUCUGCGGAAUUUUAGCUCUCGUCGGUUAUUUGAAGUUGAGCAUCUUUCAUAAACAUGCUUUCCCAUUGGGCACCAGAGGCGAACGCCACAUUUUCCUUGAUUCAAACGAGUUGGAAAGUUUCUCCGCGGAUUUUAUACAGUCACCCAGAAAUAGGAGGGAGACGACAUCACAGAACAAAAAAUCGCGAUGUCGAAUGGAGACGUGCUUUGAUUUCAACCUGUGCAAAAAUGGAUUCAAGGUUUAUGUGUAUCCGCUGGAUACCUCACACCGUUUGUCGACUACCUACUCUAAGAUCCUUACAUCUUUCCAAGAGUCGAGGUAUUACACAUCCGACCCCAACGAGGCCUGCAUAUUUAUUCCUUCCAUAGACACCCUCGAUCAAGAUGUUCUUAGUCAAAAUUACAUUCAUGAUGUACAGACCAAGCUUCAUAACCUGCCUCAUUGGAACAAUGGAAAAAAUCACAUAAUAUUUAACAUGUAUUCUGGGACCUGGCCCGAUUAUGUAGAAACCAUUGGCUUUGACAUUGGUCAAGCGAUGUUGGCCAAAGCCAGUUUUUCAAUCGGCCGAUAUAGACCAGGAUUUGAUAUUUCGUUCCCAUUGUUUGCCAAAGAUCACCCCCAAAAGGGAGGAGAAAGAGGCUAUUUGACUCUUUCCUCCAACAAUAUUCCGUCUUCGAGGCAUUACUUAAUGGCUUUCAAAGGAAAACGUUACCUUACUGGAAUAGGUUCGGAAACUCGCAAUUCUUUGUAUCAUAUUCAUAAUUCUAAGGAUAUAGUAUUGCUGACCACAUGCAAGCAUGGGAAAGGCUGGCAGAAGAAGAAAGACGCUCGUUGUGAGAAGGAUAACGCUGAAUUUGACAAGUAUGACUAUAAAAAACUUUUAUAUAAUUCCACAUUCUGUCUCGUGCCAAGAGGAAGAAGAUUAGGAUCCUUUAGAUUUUUAGAAGCUUUACAUGCUGCUUGUAUACCUGUGUUGCUAAGCAACAACUGGGAGUUGCCAUUCUCUGAAGUUAUAGAUUGGAAUCAAGCAUCAAUAUGGGGGGAUGAACGACUUCUAUUACAAGUUCCUUCUGUAGUGCGGUCGAUAUCACAACCAAAAAUAUUCUCCUUGAGACAACAGACACAGUUUCUCUGGGACUCCUAUUUCUCAUCCGUUGAUGCCAUUGUCGGCACAACUCUAGAGAUAAUACGUGAUAGAUUUUCUACUGAGCUGUCGCGAUCUCGGAACCUGUGGAAUAUGAUUCCUGGUGCUAUCUCUAUCCUCCCUGAAUACUCUGACGUCCUUGAGUCUUUCCCGUUCUACUACGGCCACCUCGCCAUGGCCCCGGCUGCCAAGUUCACUGCUGUAAUAUAUGCAACAACGCCUGUGAUUUCGUCCUCACCUCUCUUUAGAUUACUGAGAAACGUGGCUAGAUCGGCCAAUGUAGAAAAGAUUAUCGUGCUGUGGCACUGUGACAUACCGCCUCCUCCCUCACACAGAUGGCCGCCAGACCUGGGGGUUCCGGUGCUUGUCAAGACCAGGAGCAUAAAGACUAUUAGUUCUAGAUUUUAUCCAUACAAAGAGAUAGAAACCGAUGCUGUGUUUAGUUUAGAUGAAGACGCAUUGCUCACAACCGAUGAAAUCGAUUUUGCCUUCAGUGUUUGGCGACAGUUCCCCGAGAGGAUUGUGGGAUACCCUGCACGGAACUACUACUGGGAUGGAGGGAAAAAUAGGUGGAGCUACACAUCCAAGUGGUCCAAUGAAUAUUCCAUCGUUCUUACUGGUGCUGCCAUCUACCAUAGAUACUACAACUUUUUAUACACCAAUUUCCUGGCAAGUGUUCUGGUAAAGACUGUGGACCAGUCAUCCAACUGCGAGGACAUCCUUAUGAACUUUCUAGUCAGUCAUGUGACCAAGCUUCCACCAAUCAAAGUCACCCAAAGAAAACAGUACAAAGGCAUGCUAGUGGGCGGUACAAACGCCAGUAAGGCCUCGACGUGGUUAGACCAAUUUCACUUCGCACAACGGGAGAUCUGCGUGGACACAUUCGCUAAGGUGUUCGGGAGCAUGCCUCUGGUACGUUCCAAAGUUCGGAUGGAUCCACUGCUGUUCAAAGAUCCUGUAUCAAACAUGAGGAAGAAAUAUCGCCAGAUCGAACUUGUAUGAUUCUCGGCAUAUUUUAGCCAAAGUUUCUUUUCAUGUGAUUUGCCUGGUGGUUUUUCUUUUUUGAUCACAGUACCUUGGUUAUACUUGCCGUUAAAUAUCUCAAAACAGUUCUUUUUAACCCUCUCACCCCUGCCAUCUGUGUACCUUCGGUUUAAUAAGGAUAUAGAAUUAAGGGGUGGAAGAGUUAAAAUUGCUGAAUAUGUCAAAAAUAGUUGAUUUAUUGUUUGAAAAGUCAAUUUCAUAUAAUUGUUUGAAAAGUCAAUUUCAUAUAAUUUAUUGUUUUCAAAAUAAUUUUCAUAUAAUUUU